AUGGCUAGAACCAUACAGAGCGGUAUCGACGGGCUGAGCAACGAUGAUGUCCCUAACCCCGGCUUUCAAUAUGCGGCCGACUCCGUUAAUGGCAGUGAGGGCGAGGGCCGUGAGGGCGAGGGCGACGGUGUGUGUUCUGGGGAAACUAUCCAGGGUGAUGAGCGGGAACAUGCGCCAGGCAUGCGUGCGCAAGGAAAGUCGCCUACCAUAACUGGGGCUGCUAUCGAUGCGCUCAGUUCGUCGCCGAUGGAAGGGUUGUACGAUGUAGACGCCGCCAUCCUUAGAGGUCCGAAAUGUAGUUGUAGGGCCCAACGCCAGAAAGAACGUACAAAAUCCCACAAAUCAGCUAAACGGGCUGAGAAGAGGCAGCAGAAGGAAGUCAGUGCGAACGCUGGACUAAAGGCAGUUGCCUUGAAGCGAAGGCUAGAGCAGCAUCGUCAAAAUGUCGGCAUCGAUGCUGGCGAAUUCCCCCACGCGUCGAGUGGAUUUAUUGGCUCCCGACGCCGUCCAAUCAGUGCUGAGAAAGAGGGUAGAAGUCUUGAGGAAUUAGUCGAACUUGGUUUCAAAUAUAUACCUUGGACGGGCGAGAGUCUUGGCAUAUUCGAUGCCGCAGGCCGGCUCGUUGCUGGUGGUGGCACCCCUCGAGGGGAUGGCUGGAAGGACGUGGCGGCAGGAUGUGCCGAGGUCAUUGAAAACACCCGUAGCAAGUGUACGUUCCAACCGAAUCAACUGAAUCAUCGACGUGGCCGCUUUCCCGCUCUGGCAGUCGGUAUAUCAUAUGGGUUCGGGCAACCCAGACCAAUGAGGCUCCAAAAUGCGCCCAAUACCAAGGUCUUGAAUGAACUCAUGCAGAACCCUGACGUCAAGAGGGUAGCUGGUUUCCAGUCGCACCAACUUCGUUUGUUGGCGCCGGCGCUCGCGCAAGAUUACAGGAACACGAUGGAUAGGUUGACACAAUCCCAGCCCGAGUUAGUGCGGAACUUCACCAACAGCGAUUAUGCUGCCUUCACCGUCAACUUUGGGCCUAGGACCGUCUCGAUCCCCCACACCGACUGUGCCAACCUCGCCUACGGCCUGUGCGCCGUGACUGCACUUGGAAACUUCGAUCCAGAUAAAGGAGGGCAUCUGAUCCUAUGGGAUCUCCAAGUUGUAAUCCGGUUCCCCCCCGGCGCAACGUUGCUUAUCCCUUCAGCGUUGGUGCAGCACUCCAAUCUUCCUAUACAGAAUGGUGAGCGUCGAUAUUCCGUGACACAGUACUCCGCCGGAGGAUUGUUCAGAUGGGUGCGUAAUGGACUCUGUUCGGACGCACAUCGAUUACCAAACGUGGACAUUGGAGCGGAAUGGGAGAAUGGGCUGGAGAAGUUGAAGCGCACCGAUCAGUAG
Molecule: messenger RNA, 1383 nt
Organism: Pleurotus ostreatus (oyster mushroom)
Lineage: Eukaryota; Fungi; Basidiomycota; Agaricomycetes; Agaricales; Pleurotaceae
Exons: 2
Coding region: 1-1383 (460 amino acids)
Source: RefSeq, a predicted model, not a curated record